Molecule: messenger RNA, 1079 nt
Organism: Triticum aestivum (bread wheat)
Lineage: Eukaryota; Viridiplantae; Streptophyta; Magnoliopsida; Poales; Poaceae
Product: protease Do-like 5, chloroplastic
Exons: 8
Coding region: 82-1017 (311 amino acids)
Biological process (GO): proteolysis
Molecular function (GO): serine-type endopeptidase activity
Source: RefSeq, a predicted model, not a curated record
UUCGCUUCACUCCCGGCGCCACGCAUCAGAUAGCGGGCGCGCUUGGAGCGAACGAACCAGCGCCUCUCCCUUCGACGCGACAUGGCGCUCCAGCCGCUGCUCCGGCUCCUCCUCCGCCCAGCCCCAACCCCACCUCCGCCUACGCGCCGGACUCCACACCUCCCAGCCCCUUUCUCCACCCGCCGCGGCACCGCCGCCGCGCUCCUCCUGCUCGCCGUCGCCGCGCCCCCUCCGCGGCCCGCCCGCGCCGAGCCCGACGGCGAGGACGACGUCGACGAGCCCCACGUCGUCCGCCUCUUCGAGGAGGCGACGCCGUCGGUGGUGUUCAUCAAGGACCUCCUAGUCGCCCCGCCGCCGCGGACGCGGGGACGUGACGGCGGGGGAGCGCAGCCGGUGGAUGACGAGGAGGGGGGCGCCACGGUGGAGGGGACCGGCUCUGGCUUCGUGUGGGACUCCCUGGGCCACAUUGUGACAAAUUACCAUGUGGUUGCAAAAUUAGCUGGGGAUGGAUCUGAGUCUCAUCGAUGCAAGGUGUUCUUGGAGGAUUCAACUGGCACCAGUUACUCAAAGGAAGGGAGGCUAAUAGGAUAUGAUCCAACAUAUGAUCUUGCUGUUCUGAAGGUUGAUGUUGAUGGUGAUAGGUUGAGGCCUGCUCUGCUUGGCACGUCACAGGGUUUACGAGUUGGGCAGAGCUGCUUUGCCAUUGGGAACCCUUUAGGAUAUGAACACACCUUAACUACUGGGGUGGUUAGUGGACUGGGGAGGGAGAUACCAUCUCCCAAUGGGAGGGUGAUUCGUGGGGCCAUACAGACAGAUGCUGCUAUAAAUGCCGGUAACUCAGGAGGCCCACUAAUUGACUCUUAUGGCCAUGUAAUUGGAGUUAAUACAGCUACGUUCACACGUAAAGGAUCUGGAAUUUCAUCUGGGGUGAACUUUGCCAUCCCUAUCGACACUGUUGUACGGUCGGUACCGAAUCUCAUAGUGUAUGGAACUGAUGUGAGCAACAGGUUUUAUUAAACAUUUAAUUAGCUCCGAUGUAUAUUCUCUGUUCAAUCAAUGCAAGUUGUCUCUUUGCUACA